AUGGUGAGUUCGUCAUUGGAUCAAAGCAUUAAGAAAACAUUAACAAAGGAGCCACCAGCUCAAAGUGACGCAGUGAACAUAAAUAUUAAUAACAACAACAACAAUUACACAAAUAGCACUGAAGUGAAUUUUGGUGGUGAUCCAUUAGCAUCUAGUGAGAAAAUUCAGUUGCUUUUCCCAAAAUGUAAACCGAGAAGUGAUUAUCAAUAUCAGAAAAAUACGAAAUCAAAUUCAUUCGACAAUUCAUCAUUAGCCAACUUAAUAUCGAUUGAAACUACGACAUCUCAAUUCCAGUCAGCACAUAUGUUCAAUGCACAAACAGCAAACAGUGGCCCAAGCAAUUUCAACAUGAAUAACAGUAAACUCAUGAAAUUGCAUAUGCCAAUAUCACCUGAUAAACAGCUUCCACCUUUAGGUCAUUAUCCUGAAUCAAGUGGAAAGAAUAUGAGACCUAAACAUGACAAAAACGAAAGUUAUGCAGAAACAAACCCUUUUCGUAUCGGAAAUAGCAAUCGAUACAUUUUUUCAAAGCAUGACUCAAUAUUUGAGAAUAACAAUAGCACUGCAACGACAGCGGCAUCAGCAUUAGCAGGAAAUAAUAAAAAUAUGUUGCAUCAUUAUCAUUCGCCAUCGCUACUUUAUCAAAAGCCUUUAGAUGAACAACAAUCGUAUUAUUUCAAAGAAGAUGAAGUUGAACAUAAUCCUUAUGUGGUCAACACAAAGCUUAACUCAGUGAACACAAUUUCACCAACAAUUUUAAAAGCAACUCCACCAGCAACACCACCGGCUUUAGUGUCAUCACCAGCCGAUUCACCAUCGCCACAUGAAUAUAACAGAAAUGUUUGGGAUUUGUCACCUAUUAAAACAACUACACCAACGAAAGUUAAAACACAAUCACCAUCAUUAGUCUCGUAUUUACGUUCUCAAAGGGGAUCUUAUAAGAAAUUAGCAGCUUCAACCAUUCCAAUCGAAGAAGAUUCUGAAGCUGGACAUUUCUAUUACAAUAACACAAAUCCGUAUUAUUCAGCACUUCAAACUGAUAGCGAUUCAAAUGAACCAACAAGUUAUAAUGACGUAGUGAAAAAUGAUUCGCGAAUCAACACAUUACAUUCUAAUAAUGAAUUGAAAAUGAAGAAAUCGGAAUCAAUUUAUUCGCAAAUAAGUAAGAAAACUGAAAGGAAAAUUGUCAAGUCUAAGUCUGCUUCAGGGAUCAUGGAAUAUGAUGGUUCACCACGACGUUUUGGAAUGUCAACAAAUGAUGAAGUUGAAAAUCAUUAUCAGCCAUUUGAUCAUAAAGACAACAAUCGUUCAUCGCCAUCGCCACCACGCCCUGGAUUUCCGCAAAGAAUUAUUUCUUAUGGACAUCAUCAACCAGCAGUGACAAAUCAGUUGGUUGAUGUUCAAAGUGAUGAUCAUAAAAAUGUUUCUCCAGUUCCACAUUAUUUAACAUCUUCUAAGUUGAUUCCUUCAACAUUCAUUGUUAACGAAAACUUUGAAGCUCAAGUUGAACAGCAAAAAACGAAUAUUGAAGAUGAAACAACUGAUGAGACAUCAAAUCAUCUAAAAUCUCAAGUAACAACGUCAAAUCUCUUUCCAACUCAUGCAACAGAAUCAUCAAAUGAACAUGAUCGUUACGAUUUGGAAAAUAAGCAAACAAAUAAUAGCGAUGUCGUUUUUCAAGUUAACUCACCAACUGAAGAUGUUCCAACAUCAACUUUCGAUUAUUUAUAUGAAUUUUCAGAAACAAGAAAAGUUUUGGAAGAAUUCUUCAAAUGUCCCGACACUGAUCGCAUCGUAGAAUUGGAAAAACUCAGCGAUUUUAAUGAGAGUAAUGAAAGCUUGGAUAUUCAAUUUGAUUAUCGUCGACAAAUUGAAAAAGAAAUGGAAAGUUUGUCAAAUUCUAAUAAGAAAAAUACUGGAACACCUAUGAACAUACCUGAUGACAUUGAUGACGACAAUAGAGACGAUAAAGUUGAUGACGAAGAUGAUGAAGAAGAAGAAGCUUAUUUGAAGACGAAGCAACAAAAUGGUUUUGGCAAUAAAAAAUAUACGAAAGAAAAAGGCGAAAAUCUUGAUUAUUUCUUCGAUUCAGCAAGUCGUAGCAGUUUAUGUGAUGGGAAUGUCGAACAUGAGAAUGGAUUGGAUACUUUGACAAACAAAAGCAUUCGAAAAUUGAACAAGCCAUUGUCCAAGACUAACACACAUAAAAAGCAAUCGAAGAACUUUAAUUAUUCUCCCGAUACGACAGAUUAUGACUCCAAUUAUGGAGACUUUGAUUUUGAUAGCGAAAGCCCUUUAAGAUUCGUGUCGUCCGAUCAAUUGAAUAUGUUGGCGUUUAACAAUUCAAAUACAGCGACUGUUCCCUCAGCGACUGUUGAUUUGAGUGGUGGGCCUAUUACAAAUUAUGCACGCUAUUGCUCAAGCAUGCCAGUUCUCGAAGAUGGCUUAUCUAGUGGACAUGCAUCGGAUAACGAAAAUAACAAUCCAGUCACUUCAACAUUCGAUUUGAACUUUUUAAAUCAACAGCAUAAUAAUGCGUCGUUGUCGAUUAGUACGAUUCAAAAACAAUAUCAAGAUAUAGAGUCUCUAAAUUCAACAACAAACUUUAUUAAGCCACAAAAGCUUUUUAGAAAUCGUGAUUCUGAAUUAGAAUCAUUAUACACAAUAAACACAAUGCAACAUACGCCACCACCACCUGCGCCAGUACCACACAGAAAACCGCAAUUUAAUGACACCCAAAUGACUUCGCCUAUUAAACAAAGCACUGACAUCCAUUCAGCAUUGGAAGAUAUAAGAACAACUUUGCAGAAAAGUAAUCCAACUGCUGAAAUCACAAAUACGCAAGAUUUUAAUACAAAUAAUAAUGUCGGAAUGAAAAAUAAUUUUCCCAACUACUAUGAGAAGACUUCGGCUAUGUCAAUGUCUCCAGUUUGGGUUCCAAGAUCUCGUGAAAAGAAUGACCACUCACCAGUUCCUAAUGAGACGAACUAUUUGCUUUCAAAAAAUAAACAUAGCGAUGAAGAGGAAGAAGAAAUUGAUACUGAUUUAGAAACAGACCGACUUUUAGGACAUCAGAUGCUUGAUGAUGGAUUUUAUAAUGAGAAAGCAUGGGCUGAUUCAAAGCAGUGCAGAUUUCUAAACACAUCACUGACUUCAAAAAUAUCACCAAAUAUAAAAAUCAGUCCAUCGAUUCCACAAUCAAAUUCGUCUCUUCUAAGACAUAGUAUUAAUGCUUUGCUUCCCACUUCAAAUUCAUCGGAUUGUUGUAAUAAUAACAGCAAUAGCCCAACACUUUUGAACACAAACACUUCGUUUCAUCAACAAACACGCUCAUCUCUAAAGAAUUCACCAUCAAUGGAGUCAGGGAAUUUAUUAAAUCUCAUUACAGCAAGCACCGAAGCUUCACCUGAACGUAAGAAUGAGAAAUCUUCGCUUAGAAAUAUUGAAGAAGUUAAGCAACAAGAACCACCAGCACCAAAACAUCUCACAGAAACCCCUGAACAUUUAGAAAAUGAAAUCGUUGAUAGUCCAGGUGGAUCAAGUUCUGAUGGAUUUAAAAAGGAAACUUUACAAAGCAGUGAUAAAAAGAAGAAAAAUAAAAAUAAAGAAGUGCUUAUCGAAGGAGUUUUAUUCAGAGCACGAUAUUUGGGAUCGACGCAACUUGUUUGUGAAGGUCAACCGACAAAAUCAACAAGGAUGAUGCAAGCUGAAGAAGCUGUUUCGAGAAUUAAGGCUCCUGAUGGAGAAAACCAACCGACCACAGAGGUUGACCUCUUUAUAUCGACUGAAAAAAUUAUGGUUCUCAACACAGAUCUGAAGGAAAUUAUGAUGGAUCAUGCACUUCGAACGAUCUCAUAUAUUGCUGAUAUUGGUGAUCUUGUUGUAUUAAUGGCACGUCGUAGAUUCGUUCCUCAAGAUAUUGAAACAAAUAGUGACAGCGGAACUGGAACUGGAGGUAGUGGUAAUGUAAGUGGCGGUAGUAGCGGUCCAACACCCCCAACAAGUGGAAAAAUUAAUCGAACGCCGAAAAUGAUUUGUCAUGUGUUUGAAAGUGAAGAAGCGCAAUUUAUUGCUCAAUCAAUAGGUCAAGCAUUCCAAGUGGCAUACAUGGAGUUUCUGAAAGCGAAUGGAAUUGAAGAUCACAGCUUUAUGAAGGAAAUGGAUUAUCAGGAAGUGCUUAACAGUCAAGAAAUCUUUGGCGACGAACUAGAAAUAUUCGCUAAAAAGGAAUUGCAGAAAGAAGUUGUCGUUCCUAAAGCAAAGGGAGAAAUUCUCGGCGUUGUUAUUGUUGAAUCUGGUUGGGGAUCGAUGCUUCCAACAGUCGUGAUCGCAAAUCUCGCUUCAAAUGGAGCGGCUGCUCGAUGUGGCCAACUCAAUAUUGGUGAUCAAAUCAUCGCGAUUAACGGAUUAAGUCUCGUUGGACUUCCACUUUCUCAAUGUCAGUCUUAUAUUAAAAAUACAAAGAAUCAGACUGUAGUCAAGUUCACUGUUGUGCCGUGCGCUCCUGUGGUGGAAGUGAAGAUUAAAAGACCAAACACCAAAUACCAGCUGGGAUUUAGUGUACAAAAUGGCGUGAUCUGUAGUCUUUUGAGAGGUGGAAUUGCAGAACGUGGCGGUGUUCGUGUUGGACAUCGGAUCAUUGAAAUAAAUAAUCAAAGUGUUGUUGCUGUUCCACAUGAAAAAAUCGUUAAUUUGCUGGCGACUUCUGUUGGCGAGAUAUUAAUGAAAACAAUGCCGACAUCGAUGUUCCGACUGCUAACUGGACAAGAAAGUCCAAUUUAUAUUUAAAUUCCAAUAAUUAUAAUUAUAAAAGGUGAAACAUUCAGUUGCGUUUAUAAUCUGCUAUAUAUUUACACUGCAACUAUUCGAAGAGACUUAACAAUUAUUCGCAUAAAUUUAAACUUUUCAAAUGAUAAAAAUGAAGAAAAAAAACUCACUGAAUUUCAGUAUUUAAUUGCUGCUUCUGUUUCAUGAACUUUAGCAAGCAAAAGAUGAAGAUAAAUCAUUGCAUUUGUAUAAAUUCUUGCAUGAAUUUUGGAAAAUAUUCUGCAAAAGAUAAAAGAUAAAAAUUUAGAAAGUAAGAUUUCAAUAUUUAUAAAAAUAUAUUUAUUAAUUAAUUCAUGAACGGAAAAAUGAAACUAAGAUAUGUAAGUGAAAUAAUUUGAAUUGUUUCUGCAACCCACGCUUUGGCUACGAUAUUUUGAAUUGCCACCCACCCACACUAUUUAACAUUUAUUGAUAGUUGAGAUUCUUUUAUUUUUAUGAUCAGAUUCAUGUUCGAUAGAUGAAAAGGAAAGAAAGAAAACUUUAUUAAGCUUGCAUAUCUAUAAGUUCAUUGCAUCUAAGUCAUCAUCACAUAUCUCUCCUUUCACUUUAUGCUUUUUGCACGAUUAAAUAUAUUUUUCAACUGGAUAUCUAUUUAAGAUGAUAAAUGAAAGUCUAGUUAUGAUAUAUUUUUUAUGUUGAUUAGUAAAUCUAAAAAGAUUUUUUCGUGGAUGUGUAAUUUGCUUAAAAGUUAUACUCAUAAGAAGUAGCAACUAACUAAUUGCAGCAGCAGCAGUAAGAGAUUUAUGUGAAAUGCUUGUUUCUGAACAACACGAAAGAAAUGUUUGAAAGAUAGAACUGAUUUGAAGGGAAGAAAGAUAAAACAGAAAGUUAAGUUAGCGUGUUCGUGUGUCCGUGAGUGUUAUAAAAUGUAAUCAUAACUUGAAGGAAGAUAAAAGAAAAAUAAAUUGUGUAAUCUUACUCAUUAAAGAUACAAGAAGAAUAUUUAAAUAAGAAAGCUAUAUCAAGUAAAGUAAUUUUAAGAAAAUUACAACAAUUAAUUAUAAGAAGCAUUUUAUUUUCCUUCUCUUAAUUUUUUUAUUGUCAUCUUUUGAAAUUAAUAGCAAAAAGCUUCUUUCUGUUUAUGAUUAAAAUUAAUCUUGCAUCGCACUUGCACUCUCAUUGAAAUGAUCAACAGAAAGCGUGUGCAGUCUUACAUUAAUAAAGGAAAAAACUUUCAUGAAGAUUUAUUCACAUAAAUGCAAAUACCUUCAACAUAAAACUGCUUGUCGCUUAUUCGGAAAUUGGAAUCUUUAAGAAUUGAUGAAGAUAUUAAAAAGCUGAAAACAGUGAAUCAUGAAAUUGCUCACAAAAUCGUGACAUGAAAAUAUUGCUUUGCUAUGAGUUUAAACCGAUUAACUCUUGGAUUUGAGAUUUAAGCAAAAAAUCCUUUGAAGUGUUUCCCAAGCGACAACACAAGCGAUGAACUUUAAUAAAUAAUAAAGAUUGUUAUUGAAGUAAUUAACGUUCAGAUCUCUUGUCUAUUAAUCCAAUUUAAAAGACGUUUUGGUGUUAAAUCUAGAAUGAAAUGAAGAAAUUUUUUAUUCAACAAUUAUCUAUUUUUUCUUUCAAUUCUUAAGUUUUGCUUUUAAAAUUGAAAAUUUAAAUCAAGUAAGGAAAUAAAUGAAUAAGGAAGAAGAAAAAGAAGAGAUAAGAAAAUGCUUGAUUGCUACACAAAAUAUGAUACAUAAUUGAGAAUGUUAAAUAAGCUGGAAAAAAAAUAUUCAAGUAAUUUCAAAAAGGAUGCUAAUAAAAAUAUUUAUCAAAAAA
Molecule: messenger RNA, 6594 nt
Organism: Clunio marinus
Lineage: Eukaryota; Metazoa; Arthropoda; Insecta; Diptera; Chironomidae
Source: the annotation of a GenBank genome assembly